Molecule: messenger RNA, 345 nt
Organism: Fusarium mangiferae
Lineage: Eukaryota; Fungi; Ascomycota; Sordariomycetes; Hypocreales; Nectriaceae
Exons: 2
Coding region: 1-345 (114 amino acids)
Source: RefSeq, a predicted model, not a curated record
AUGACAACAGCGCGGCGAUCUGCUGCAACGCGCGAUCUACACCAAGGCAAUGUCGCCUUCCUUGAAAGCUUUGCUGCCAAAGAGGCCCAGAGGCGAGCUGCGAAGCAGAAGCCGACGCUGACGAUUGAAGAGCACGCCGCGCACCGGGCGCAAUUGGCUGAUGUCCUCUUUAUUAAACCUAAAUACGCUGACGAAACCGAAAUUAACGUCACGGGCAUCUUUAGAAAAUGGGUGCGUGGGCGACUGGAAAGCGACGAUUCAAAACCUCAGACGCGAGACGACGCAGGACUUCGUUCUCUUUAUGUGCGAACAUUACAACAUCAGAUCAUGGGGCAGCACCCAUGA